GCCACGUGGUCGCGCAGACAUGAAAACCUCAGCCAUCUUCCUCGUGGUCGUCGUCGCGAUGCACGGCGUGGACAGCGCGUUCGUGGGAAGCCUGCUCUUGCCGUUCAGUAGCAUCACGUCCGCGAUCGGCAUCCUCCGCUUCAAGAUCUCCGUGGCCGGCGCUGUGCUGAGCAUGCUCGGCCAGGCCUUCAACGGCAAUUCGGACGCCAGGACCGGCACGAACGUCGCGGAGUCAUUUUCGAGGGAGGAGAGUGAACGGCGUGGUCUUGUGGACAUCGGGAUAAGGACAACCACCACUGAACAGCCGCAAGCGAGGGUCUCCCCGAUUUCGGCGCUCCAAGACAUCCUCAACGUCGACGAGAAGCCGAAGCCCCAGACUGACUUGCUGUUCACCUUCUUGAAGGACCUCGACGACCAAGGGUGCGUGUCCCGAAUGGUGUGCGAGAGUGCCGCCGACGCACUGCGGCUCGGCAAGGUGGGCAACGCGACCGUGCAAUUCUUCAACACCAACGUGGGCCUCCGGACGGGUCCUGCCUCGGUCUUCGUUGCCGCCGCCGAAGUGGGCCGAUCGCGGGGCCUCGCCGGCUGCGCCCAGGCCUUUCCCGACUGCACCGCCAACCUUCCCGACACCCUAUCGGUUGCCGGACUCAUGUAGCCUCGACUUGUUUCGUGAAUAAACAUCCCCUG
This is a messenger RNA of Dermacentor andersoni, 687 nucleotides long. RefSeq lists its product as uncharacterized. NCBI's taxonomy places the organism in Eukaryota, Metazoa, Arthropoda, Arachnida, Ixodida, Ixodidae. The record is from RefSeq and is a predicted model, not a curated record.